GGCCUCUGCUGCGGUCGUGGGACACGUCGAGCCGAGCAGUAGUGGCUGGGGCUUGGGAGAAGUCCAGACCGGGUGAAGGGAUCCAGUUCUGAGAGGAAGGCACGGGCGGCGGAGCUCGUCCUGGAAAGACUUUUCUGCUGACUGUCAUCUUUUUCUGGAAAACUGGAUCCUUCCAACCAUAUGGGGAUGAACCAUAUGGGGAUGACCCAUAUGGGGAUGACCCACAUGGACAGCAACAGCACCAUGCCACCUCAUCAUCACCCAACCACCUCGCCCUCACACUCCCACGGUGGAGAAGGCAUGAUGAUGCCUAUGACCUUCCACUUUGACUUUAAGAAUGUGGAACUCUUGUUCUCUGGUUUGGUAAUCAACACACCUGGAGAGAUGGCUGGAGCUUUCGUAGCAGUGUUUUUACUAGCAAUGUUUUAUGAAGGACUCAAGAUAGCCAGAGAAGGUCUGCUGCGUAAGUCUCAAGUCAGCAUUCGCUACAAUUCCAUGCCUGUCCCAGGACCAAACGGAACCGUCCUCAUGGAGACACACAAGACUGUCGGGCAGCAGAUGCUGAGCUUCCCCCACCUCCUGCAGACAGUGCUGCACAUUAUCCAGGUAGUCAUCAGCUACUUCCUCAUGCUCAUCUUCAUGACCUACAAUGGGUACCUAUGCAUCGCAGUAGCAGCGGGGGCUGGGACAGGAUACUUUCUCUUCAGCUGGAAGAAGGCAGUGGUAGUGGACAUCACAGAGCAUUGCCAUUAACAUCAGACUCCACAUGUGGCCUUAUCGAUUGCUGUAGGAAGCAUCUUGGAACUGAAAGAUAUGAUUCCCCCUCCAAUCAUCCCUUCUCUCUUCUAUCUCUAUGCACACACACUUACUGAAUAGAGGCUUAGUUGACAGUCUCUGAGUAGUGGUUCUUCUAGUAAGAUGAAAUUGACAUUUCUCUUCAGAAGUCACCUGUGGGAUGUCUUCUCCCUCCUAAUCCUGAGCUUUGUCUAAUCCAGGUAGCUCUUUAGUUAAUGACAUGGUUAUCUGCUUUUUAUUUUUCUGUUUUGGGUGUUUUGUGUAUUUUUGUUUUAAAUAGAUAAUAUGUGGGUGGAAUUCUGAGUCAGUGAUAGAAAAGGAUUUUAACUUCAAACAGGACUGAUGGUAAUUAGGGACAUCUCACCCAACUCGGGGCUUCAGUUUCAUAGUAGAAAAUAAUCUCAUCUUAACUCAGUGAGUUCUCUAGGUGUGAUGUGUUACACCAAAAUACUAGUAGAGUGUGGAGAGUGGUUAGGGACUAAAUACAGUCAUCGAGUUUGUGGAGUGUGUAAUCUUACUCUCUUAUCAACUUGUGUUUCCACGUAACACUGUGAUUAGAAAUGAACUUACCAAUCAAAACAAAAACAGAACAAUCAAUUUGAGACUAUAGAAAUAGAGAUUGUUAAAUAAAACCAUUGGCAUUUUUCUUUGA
Messenger RNA from Myodes glareolus (Bank vole), 1447 nucleotides. The record is from RefSeq and is a predicted model, not a curated record. NCBI's taxonomy places the organism in Eukaryota, Metazoa, Chordata, Mammalia, Rodentia, Cricetidae.